Oldenlandia corymbosa var. corymbosa is the source of this 2734-nucleotide messenger RNA. The record is from the annotation of a GenBank genome assembly. Lineage: Eukaryota; Viridiplantae; Streptophyta; Magnoliopsida; Gentianales; Rubiaceae.
UGAAGCUGAAAGUCUCAAACACCAAUAACUUGCAAGAUUUCGAAACUACCAGUAAUAAACAAGAUGCAUUCCCCCAAAGAGAGAACAGCAACACAUAGAUUCACAGGAUUAGGUGGUAAAAGAUUUCUUCUAAAUUUGAGUAUAUCUAGCUAGUUUGAUCAAGUAUAGCCAAAAGGGUCUCAAAACUCAUCAAGAAGAUAUAAAUGAUGAAGAGAAGAAGAGAAAUAGAGAAUGGAUCAGAAAUAAGGUCCGCCAUUGAUGAACUAUCCAUGGUGGUUCAUAAAGUUAAACCCGCUGAUCAUAGCAGUGGUGCGGCAAACGAAAAUCAUCAAAAUGUUUCAAUGGCUUAUAUUCCCACCAAGCCUUUUCUAUCAAUCUGCAGCUUGCUCCUUCAAGUUCUUGAUAAGAUAGGCCCAACAAUGGCUGUGUUGAGACAAGACAUUCAUCAGAACAUACAGCGGUUAGAGAAGAUAUACGAAUCAGAGCCAUCACUUUAUUCCAAUGUAUUGGAAAUAUUGAAAAAAGAGGACGUUGAAGGCAAAGCAAGAACUGGUCACAGCUGUAGUAGAGCCUUUGUUUGGUUGACCAGAUCAUUGGACUUUACUGUUACUUUACUGCAAUUGUUGGUGGAGGAUCUGAAUAGGAAUUUGGAACAAGCAGUGGAAGAAUCAUAUAAUCUCACUCUCAGACCAUGGCAUGGUUGGAUUUCUUCAGCAGCAUAUAAAGUAGCCCUGAAACUUGUGCCAGAUACCAAAUGUUUCAUCACUCUUCUGAUGGCCAAAGAUGAAACUGAAGACUUGCUCAAGGAAGAAAUGUGCACCUUGAUUUCACACUGUGUUCCCAUUUUAGAAGAAAUUCAUAGUGUUCUGAAUGCCAAAGGACUGGAUAGAUUAAAGUGUACCUGAAAGAAAAAAGCAGAUGAUAACUGAUCAAACCAACCAGAUUGUACAUACUGUGUAUAUAGAGCUAGAUCUCCGUAAGGUUUCUGUGUUGAUUUGCUCAUGUAUACAUAGAUAUAAAAAAACUGUAAGAAAUGGAAAAAGAAUGUAAGUAAUACAAGUAGCUACUUAAUUUCUUCUAGUUCAUGAUGGCAUUAUGCUUAGUUCAGACUUCAGAUAGUGAAAAUCAACCCUUUUGGCCGUACAAGUUCGCUGAUUUGAAAAAAUCAAAAUUGACUGCCUGAAAUGUACCCUCUUUGUAGGGUUUCAACUGCCGAAUGAGUUUUGAUCUUUUAAGGAGAAUCUUUAAUUCUUCAUCACUGACUUUCCAAAUCGAGUCCCGGGGAAUGAUGAACAUCUGAUUCUGUUCCGCGGCUUUAAAAUGAAUCACUACAGGGGCUGAUUCUGUUCUUGUCUCUUUAGGUGAAUUGUUGCCAAACCCAGAUUCUCAAAUUCAGCCCAACAAAAAAAUUCCAAGAAAUAGUCCUUCAAAUUUCAUUUCUAAAAUCAUUCUCUCUUUUUGAGUCUAUGAAGAGGAUACAGGGGAUGCUACUCAAUCUCCAUUGGCAGCUCUGCAUCAUCUUUUAUGAAAGGGAAGAUUGUCAUUCUUCACAGCUGAAAUGGGUUUCCAUGCUUUUGAAUGUAAUGGUUCCCGACAGCUGUUGCACAAUUUGGAAGUCGCAGCUUCAUCAUAUGAUGGGCUUUAGUAGUAAGUUUCAGGCGAUGCUGCCGGAGGCUGAAAUGAUGCUGUUCCCCCGUUUCUACUUUUGUUGAAUGCAAAAUUGCAGUAAAUACAGUAUUUUUGGGUGUGUCCUGCACCAAAACUUGAGACCUUUCCUUGGCAAUGUUGAUUUUGUUCUGAAUACUUGCCAUCAUGAAAGGGCCACCUACCUCUUUUUCUUCAUGUGAAAUAUUGCUCUGAAUAGAUUAGUGAUGAAUUGCGAUUACUGCCUUUAGUUGAAUAUGAAUUUUUCACUCGUUACUCUGUUUUGUUUAAGUAGAAACCAACUGAAGAUACUCUUUGCAUUAUUCUUUUUGGCUGAUUCUCUGCCUCCCUGUUUCUACUGUUGAUCCAGAACACACAGAUAGGUCGCAAUGGUGAGGGCGUACUCACGAAGGGGUACAGACACCCAUGGGAAAGGGUGACUACUGCUUCUUGGAGCAAGUUUUGCUCGUCCUUGAAGUGGACAAACUGAACCAAAAAGUUGAUCCUCGUACCGGGAAAUUGCACACAAAUCAGCCCUGACUAUCCAUACUCCUGGGCCUUGGUUUCUUUGCAGAAUCACUGGUCAAGAAAUUUGCCACUGUGUUGAAUCUACAGUUGUUGAUGCUGCUUCUUGGUCGAUGCAACUGUCAACUGGGAACAUUAGUCUUCAAAAGUUUGUUGAGGUGGAAGAGAAACCGCUAUGAACCCCAUCCUGAGAACCCCACGGAUUGGUCAAUCUGCAGGCAGGAGACCCGAGACCGGCAUUCGCAUUAAACCACUGUCAGCACUGGCAUCGAUGGCAGAAAAGAUUGAACAGAUGUGUUGAUAAGUUCCAACGGAAUACUGCCAAAGGAAGUAAUGGAGAGGAUCUGUAAGUAUCUUCAAGCUGAAUCUAGGGGGAUCUCGAUUUUAGUAGCUCAUCUGUAGAAUGUGUAGAGUUUCCUAGUAUGUUAGAAUAAUAAUAAGUACAAGGAAAAAUAAAAGGAAAUGAUCUCAUCCAUCCAUUUUAAAAAUUUUCCAUAGACACAUUAUUCUUUGCAAAUUUUCCUUGUCAUUUUUUCCGUAUGUAUCACUGCUCUAUAUAUUUAUG